UGUGGUAGUGCGCAGGCGCACUACGUUUCCAGAUUUCGCGCCAAAUUUUGGAGCGAAAAAAAUGGCGGACGGAGAAGUAAAACAGAGCACUGCGGAAAGUACAGCAUACGACAGGAACGAUCUACCCGAGUUGCUACCGAUCUACUACAAGAGACUGUUCCCUUACGGACCCUACUACAAGUGGCUCAGCUAUGGAGGAGUGAAAAAAUCGUACUUCCACAACCGCGAGUUCUCCUUCACGCUGAAGGACGACAUCUACAUCCGCUACCAGUCCUUCUCCGACCAAUCAGAGAUGGAGAAGGAGAUCCAGAGAGUCAUGCCGUACAAGAUCGACAUCGGCGCCGUGUUUUCCCACAAGCCCAAGGACCACAAAACAGUGAAACCAGGAGCCUUCCAGGCACAAGAAAAGGAACUGGUGUUUGAUAUCGACAUGACAGAUUAUGACGAUGUCAGGAACUGUUGCUCAGGAGCAAACAUCUGUGAGAAGUGCUGGCCACUGAUGGUGAUUGCCAUCAAGAUUGUGGACAGGGCACUCAGAGAUGACUUUGGAUUUGACCACCGGUUGUGGGUGUACUCUGGCAGGAGAGGUGUCCAUUGCUGGGUGUGCGAUGAGAGCACCAGACAACUGUCUCAGACGGCCAGGACAGCCAUCGCUGAGUACCUUAGUGUGGUUAAGGGAGGUGAAUCCCAAACCAAGAAGGUGACUCUCCGUGACCCGAUGCACCCGUCUCUGAAGGAAGCUCUGAAGACCAUGAGCAGGCACGUGGACCAGUACCUGUUCCAACAACAGGACAUCCUGGGGACGGAAGACAGGCUCAAGAAAGUGCUGCAGCUGUUCCCUGAUCCUGGUCUUCGUGAGAUUCUUAAAGAAGAUGCCGACAAAGGCGGAGACUCGAAAGACAUCUGGGAGAGAUGGAUGAAGACAGUGAAGUCAGAGAAGGAAAGGGACAACAUGAAGAAGUGUCCGUACCCUCUUGUAGAGGUGAUGUUCCAGUACUGCUACCCUCGUCUGGACGUCAACGUCAGCAAAGGUGUCAACCAUCUGCUGAAGAGUCCCUUCUGUAUACACCCCAAAACAGGGCGAGUGUGUGUCCCCAUUGAUGUGGAGGACGUGGACAACUUUGACCCAUUCGCCGUGCCAACGAUCAGCACUUUAUGCAAAGAGAUAGACGAAUACAAGGAACAACCUGGGAAGGAGAAUGAGGUUCAACCCGGGACCAAGAGGAAAGUCCAAGACUAUCAAAAGACGAGCCUGAGAAAAAGUGUGGAAACUUUCAACAAGUUUGUGAAGGGGCUGUCAGUGAUGUGGAGGGGCAAGAUGAUUGAGAAUAGCGAUCAAAAAGGAGACUUCUGAAGAAAUAUUUUUGGCAACACCUCAGGAGUGGAGGCUUUUUUUUUUACACUUUCAUCUUCUGAAUUUCUGACUGCAUUCAACAACAACUUAUUAACAAAUUCAAAAUGCCACGUUUCAAGUAUCUAGUUGCUUUAUUGAAUAUAUAAUACAUUAAAGCACGGCAUACUGAAUAGAUCUGUAUAUACAAGCACAGUCGGACAUAUUAUACAAACAGACUGUACUAUACAUUGUAGGUAACACAUUGAUAAAUUCAAACAUGUACAUAAAAUGGUUCCAAGCUAUAACAUUUGCAUUGGACAUGAAGAAACUAUUGCUAAAUGCAGACAGUAAUACAGUUGCACAAGUCAGUAGAAAGCUGCCUGGGUUUCGAGGGACCAUCUAGUAGGGGUGAAAUUGAUUUAAACCAUACAUACACCAGAUAGGUAACCUGGUAAGAAAAGCGUCAUGUUACUUUUUAAACAUGUCAGAAGUAGAUGUACAUGUAUAAGCUAUCUUCUACCUCUAUCCUAUAUACAUUUUCUUACUCUUAAUGUUUUCUGUGGACAAAUGUUUGAACUAAAUGUGCACCUUGUCAACAAACAACCUUAAGAAUACAAAAUUGCUGUAAUAAACACAAGUAGAGCAAGCUACAUGUUUAUUCUAAUUCUACUGGAACUAGUACUUCAUACACUAAACUCAGGUCAGGACCAAUUCCAUGGCAUCUAGAAAUGUAAAAUUGCAUGGUGCCAUAAAUAUUACAUGCUAUAUGAUUUAUAGUCAGUAGUAAACACAAAAGCUAAAUUUUAGUCUAAAAUAAAAUAAAUUCUGGCCUGUCUAUGGCCAUUGCAUCA
Branchiostoma floridae (Florida lancelet) is the source of this 2184-nucleotide messenger RNA. RefSeq names its product DNA primase small subunit-like. Lineage: Eukaryota; Metazoa; Chordata; Leptocardii; Amphioxiformes; Branchiostomatidae. Gene Ontology annotation, cellular component: alpha DNA polymerase:primase complex. Gene Ontology annotation, biological process: DNA replication, synthesis of primer. The transcript has 12 exons. The record is from RefSeq and is a predicted model, not a curated record. Bases 62 to 1354 code for a protein of 430 amino acids.